GAAGUUUGUUGAACUUUCUACCGAAAACAACGUACGUAAUUCGCACAUCGCUUGCCUGUAGCUCUUGCUACCCGAGCGCUGCAAAUAGUAUGAACACAGCCGGAGGAACCGAUACGGGUACAGGGUCAUCGACAGAAAGUGACGGGCCAACGCCAGAUGGGCGGGACAUAACGGUUUCUGAGGCAGUGAUUGGCAGGCAGCUCAGCGAACCGGGUCGCUUUGCCUACGCUGGACUGUGUGGGGUGUCCUUGGGUCAGCUGUUCUCAGGCCCGGAGCACAGAUGCUUUCGGGAGCAGUACCUGGAGGGGCUUGUGAGCUGGCUGGGUCUGGACGAGUCCGUAAUGCCAGUCAUGGGAGCGUUCCUGGCGGGAUUGGGGUUCGAGGGAAGUGACACGUUCCUCUCCAUCCUGCAGGGGGAGCCUCUGUUGUGCUCAGGGUCUACGCCCAUCAUACAGGACCUGGUUUCCUUCUCCGUCAAAGACGGUCAGUACGACGCCCGGGCCCGGGUCCUCAUCCGGCACGUCGGCUGCCUGCUGCGCGUGUCUCCCCAAGAGCUGGAGGAGUUUGAGGAGACGCUGGGAGAGAGGCUGAGAGAGGGAGGAGAGGAGAGCGAAGAGGAGUCCUCUCGCCGACGCAGGAAGGAAAGGGGCAGGAAAUUGCGUCGGUACCUGCUGAUUGGUCUGGCCACCGUGGGUGGGGGCACCGUGAUUGGAGUGACGGGGGGGCUGGCGGCGCCCCUGGUUGCCGCGGGCGCGGGGGCGGUCCUGGGAGCCGGCGGGGCGGCAGCUCUGGGUUCUGCUGCGGGCAUCGCCAUCAUGGCCUCCCUGUUUGGGGCGGCAGGGGCGGGGCUAGCCGGCUAUAAGAUGAAGAAGCGGGUGGGCGCGAUCGAGGAGUUUGAGUUCCUGCCGCUGAGCUCGGGGAAGCGGCUCCGCGUGACGGUGGCUGUGACAGGCUGGCUGUGCGGCGGGAAAUACAGUUCGGUCCAGGCCCCCUGGAGCAGUCUGGGGGCGUGUGGGGAGCAGUACUGCCUGGUGUGGGAGUCUCGUUUCCUGCGGGACCUGGGGUCGGCGAUGGACUCCCUGCUGGACGGACUGGUCAGCAUCGUGGCCCAGGAGGCACUGAAGUACACCAUACUGUCAGGCAUCGUCACAGCGCUGACAUGGCCCGCCUCCAUCCUGGCAGUGGCCAGUGUGAUCGAUAACCCCUGGGGGGUGUGUCUCAGCCGCUCUGCAGAGGUGGGAAAGCACCUGGCACAGGUGUUACGGAGCCGGCAGCAGGGGGAGCGUCCGGUCAGCCUGAUUGGUUUCAGUCUUGGAGCGAGAGUCAUCUACUUCUGCCUGCAGGAACUCGCCAAUGAUACAGGCAGUGAAGGUGUGGUGGAGGAUGCCAUCCUGCUGGGGGCCCCAGUCGAUGGGUCGCCCAAGCAGUGGGAGAGAAUGUCCAAAGUCGUGGCUGGAAAGAUUGUCAAUGGAUACUGCAGAGGGGAUUGGCUGCUGGGAUUCCUCUACCGGGGGUCAUCAGCCCAGCUGUGUGUUGCUGGACUUCAGCCAAUCAGCUUGGACGAUCAGCGUAUGAUUAACGUGGAUCUGUCCUCAGUGGUCAACGGCCAUCUCGAUUACAUGCGUCAGAUGGAGACCAUCCUCAUCGCCGUGGGAGUGCCGACGCGGGAGAGGGCCAGAGUCCCGACUGUCGCGCCUCCGGAGUGUACGGAGGAGGGGCGAGACCCUGGGCAGGACCAAUCGGUAGAAGGGGGCGGGGUUUCCCAGGAUGAGAGGGUGGAGCCUGGAGACAAAGGAGGGGGAGGGGGAGGGGGAGUGGCUGAAGGGGAGCCAGUGUGUGACACGGACAGGAGUGUCAUCGCCCGUCUCGGGGAGGAGUCAAGGCAGGGGGACGAAAAGGAAGGAGCAAAAGAGGGGUGCGCAGCUGACGGUUGGGAUAUUCCGGACAUUUCCGAUCUGUUGGAUUCCCUGAAUGAUGUAGACAUUCCAUCGCAGCACUGCCUUCUGGGUAGUUCAGUGGAUGGGCCUGAGCAGAACGUCAUUUCCAAAAACGUGGGCUUAAUCCUGGAGCCCCGGUGUGGAGCAGAGGGGGUGGACACAACGCACUGGGACUGGGACACAACGAACUGGACCACUGAGCACUCUUGCACAGAAACUGGGAAUGGGCAACCUGGCUGCAGUUCCUCCUCAGGCCAACAGGUGGCAGUGUCACUACAGUCAGUUCAGGAGACGGACUCUGACACAACACUAUCAAGUUCCCACCGUAGUGGGUCAGCUGAACAAAAUGUAAAAAGGUCCAAGGACAAUAAUAACGUUUAUUAGUUAAAGCCGUUUUUUGUGUUUAAAAAUAAGAGUAAUACGAAUAAGUCUCUCCUUGUUACCAGCCAAUCUCAGCUUCAUGAAAUUAAACGUAAAUUCAAAGGAAAAGACACUAAUCCUAACAAUAUUUUAGUAUCUAAAGUUUGUGUGAAUUGCUUCUAAAAUCCUAAAAGUAAAGUCCUAAACAUUAGAAACGUUCAGUAUUCUGGGAAGCUGAAGGUAAUUAUUGAUUACUGAUCUUAUGUAUAUCAAUGUGGUAAAAUGAUUGUGUUCUUGGCUGUUUACUGUACAUUAGGAGGAUAUUUGGCCCUUUUUUUGUUCUUUCCAUCUGUCUGAUGUUUCUAUCUCUGUCUCUUUGUUCAUCUCAGUAGUGCCUGCAAAGAUGGAUUAUGAAAAUUAAAUUAAUUUCAUCUUCA
Molecule: messenger RNA, 2734 nt
Organism: Conger conger (European conger)
Lineage: Eukaryota; Metazoa; Chordata; Actinopteri; Anguilliformes; Congridae
Gene: tmco4
Product: transmembrane and coiled-coil domains 4
Exons: 14
Coding region: 90-2321 (743 amino acids)
Source: RefSeq, a predicted model, not a curated record